ACCACUGCGGUCAUGUCAGUCAGACACGGCAUGAUCAACAGAGUCCAUGGAGACGGGAAGAAGGGAGGGCAGCAACUUCACUCCUGCAUGUUGACAAUUGCAUACUUUUAAAUGAAUAUUUUCUCCAAACUAUAGAACUCAGUGGAAAUUCCACUGAUUCCUGAUUUAGCUUGAUUUUAUGUAGAGGAGGAAAAGGUGUGUGAGUGAACGGCGUUAUUCCAACUCAACUUCAAUUAUGGGCAAAUACACCUGCCGCGAGCGGGCGCGGCUAGCGCGCUAACAUUAGCCAUCAGAGGGAGUUCAAAAGUACAAACUAGCACAAGAGGACGACAUGGAGUGUGACAGGACAUAAGAAACCUGGAUUAUAAAACUUAAUGGGGAUAUCAUCGCGUUCAAUCGGAUAUAUUGAACCAAGUGUGCUGAUGUGACUAACGUUAGUUUAGGUGCAGAGCUAUUGUAUGUGGGAUCAUGUCUGUGACAGAGCUCUAUUCAAAGUACACCCGGGUUUGGAUCCCUGACCCAGAAGAGGUAUGGAAGGGAGCUGAAAUCAUCAAAGAUUAUAAGGAGGGAGACUCGGUCCUUCACCUCCAAUUAGAAGAUGAAUCGACAUUAGAAUAUCCACUUGGUCCCAAAGACAAUCAGCUUCCAUUUCUUCGGAAUCCAGAUAUUUUGGUAGGAGAGAAUGACCUCACAGCUCUCAGCUACCUCCAUGAGCCCGCUGUGCUCCACAAUCUCAAAGUCCGUUUCCUGGAGUCCAAUCACAUUUACACUUACUGUGGAAUUGUGUUGGUGGCCAUCAACCCAUACGAGCAACUUCAGAUCUAUGGAGAAGAGGUCAUCAAUGCGUACAGUGGCCAGAAUAUGGGGGACAUGGAUCCUCAUAUUUUUGCUGUGGCAGAGGAGGCGUACAAACAGAUGGGCCGAGAUGAGAAGAACCAGUCGAUAAUAGUAAGUGGUGAGUCAGGAGCUGGUAAAACGGUUUCUGCAAAGUACGCAAUGCGGUUCUUCGCCACAGUGGGGGGUUCGGCCAGUGACACCAACGUUGAGGAGAAAGUACUGGCCUCCAGUCCUAUCAUGGAGGCCAUUGGAAAUGCAAAAACCACUCGAAACGACAACAGCAGUCGCUUUGGGAAAUACAUCCAGAUUGGCUUUGAUAAGAGAUACCACAUCAUCGGUGCCAACAUGCGAACCUAUCUGCUUGAAAAAUCCAGAGUAGUGUUUCAGGCCGAGGAUGAGAGGAACUACCACAUCUUCUACCAGCUCUGUGCUUCAUCCUCUCUAUCAGAGUUUAAAGAUCUAGCUUUGACCAGUGCAGAAGAUUUUACGUACACCUCUCUUGGAGAGAACAUUUUCAUCGAGGGAGUGAACGACGCUGAAGAUCUGGUGAAGACUAGAGAGGCUCUAACAAUGCUUGGCGUGAAAGACGUUCACCAAAUGAGCAUCUUUAAUAUAAUUGCCUCAAUCUUGCACCUGGGGAACGUGGCGAUUGUGUCGGAGAGAGAUGGAGAAUCCUGUCAUAUUAACAAAGGUGACCCUCACCUGCAGCAUUUCACCCGGCUGCUGGGUAUAGAGCAGGACCAGAUGGAGCACUGGUUGUGUCGCAGGAAGCUGGUGACCACCUCCGAGACUUACGUGAAGAACAUGUCACAUCCCCAGGCGGUCAACGCCCGGGACGCUCUGGCCAAACACAUCUACGCCCACCUUUUUGACUGGAUCGUCGAGCACAUCAACAAGUCCUUACACACUUCCACCAAACAGCAUUCUUUCAUCGGGGUGCUGGAUAUCUAUGGGUUUGAAACAUUCGAGAUCAACAGCUUCGAGCAGUUCUGUAUUAACUACGCCAAUGAGAAACUCCAGCAACAGUUCAACUCGCACGUGUUUAAACUGGAGCAGGAGGAGUAUAUGAAGGAGCAGAUCCCCUGGACGCUUAUAGAUUUUUAUGAUAACCAGCCAUGCAUUGACCUAAUUGAAGCCAAGCUUGGUAUCCUGGACCUUCUUGAUGAGGAGUGUAAGGUGCCCAAAGGAACAGAUAUGAAUUGGGCCCAGAAGCUGUACAGCAAGCACUCGGGCAGCGGACAUUUUGAGAAACCCAGAAUGUCCAACAGCUCCUUCAUCAUUGUUCACUUUGCAGAUAAGGUUGAAUAUCAGUGUGAUGGAUUCCUGGAGAAGAACAGAGACACUGUUUAUGAGGAGCAAAUCAACAUCCUUAAGGCCAGCCAGUUCCAGCUGGUGGCCGAUCUCUUCCAGGAUGGUAAAGAAGGUACCUCUCUUCCAGCCGGCAAGACCUCCAAAGUCAACGUUCGGCCUGCCAAACCCCAACCAAAAGGUCACAACCGCGAGCACAGAAAAACUGUGGGAACCCAGUUCAGGAACUCUUUACAUCUUCUGAUGGAAACAUUAAACGCCACAACCCCCCAUUAUGUGCGCUGCAUUAAGCCCAACGAUUUUAAGGAAUCUUUUGUAUUUGAUUCUAAAAGGGCUGUUCAACAACUGCGAGCAUGUGGAGUUCUGGAGACGAUCCGCAUCAGUGCUGCCGGGUAUCCAUCCAGAUGGACAUAUUUAGAUUUCUACAGCAGAUAUCGGGUUCUCAUGACAAAGAAGGAAAUGACUAGUGCAGAUAAGAAGCUGGUCUGUAGAAACCUGCUGGAGACAUUGAUCAAGGAUCCAGAUAAGUUUCAGUUUGGAAAGACCAAGAUUUUCUUCAGGGCAGGUCAGGUGGCGUAUCUGGAGAAGCUUCGAGCAGAUAAGUUUCGCUACGCCUGCAUUAAGAUCCAGAAGACGGUCAGAGGAUGGCUACAGAGAAUUCGCUACCGCAAAAUCCGCAAGUCAGCCAUCACCCUGCAGAGAUACGGACGGGGUUACAUGGCACGCAGAUAUGCAGAGAUGCUUCGUCUCACCCGAGCAGCUCUCAUUUGUCAGAAACGCUACCGGAUGGUUCGCGUUCGUCGGGAAUAUCUAAAAACCCGUCGUGCUGUGGUCACCAUUCAGGCCUUCGCCCGUGGCAUGUUUAUACGCAGACUGUAUCAGGAGUUUAUGCUUCAUCACAAAGCCAUGAUCAUCCAGAAGACGGUGCGGGGUUGGCUCGUGAGGAAGAAGUAUCUCCGCGCCCGAUACGCUGCAAUCGUCAUCCAGUGUUUCUACCGCCGCGUGCGUGCCAAGCGUCAGCUCAAACAGCUCAAGAUAGAGGCCCGAUCGGCUAAUCACUUAAAAAGCCUCAACGUCGGAAUGGAGAACAAAAUUGUGCAGCUGCAGAAGAAGAUGGAUAACAAGUCAAAAGAAUAUAAAACUCAAAAUGAGCAGCUGGCUGUUGCUAACACUGCUCUGGGAUCAGAGGUCAGUAAAUUGCAGAAAGAGCUGCAGACCCUUCGUACUCAGCAGACUGCUGGGUCCUCACUGCAGGAUGAGCUUGAGAGGUUGAGGGCGGAGCUUAAGGAAGCCCACGCCCAGAGGAAGCAGAUAGAGGAUGAGUUCAGCAAUGAGAAACAAGACCUCGAAAAGCGGGUAGAGGAGCUGCAGAAGGAGAACUCGCUUUUGAAGAAGGAGAAAGAGGAGAUGAACCAAAGAAUCCAGAACUCCACUCCGGGCAAGGUUGGAGAUGCGUCAAAGAAGGAAAGCAAUGUGCAGGCUGAACUGGAUGAAGAGAGAUCACGCUAUCAAAACCUGCUCAAAGAAUACUCCAGACUGGAGCUAAGAUAUGAAAACCUGCAGGAAGAGAUGUCCUCCGUUAAGUUUCAUCCCGGCCAUCGGCGUAAUCCCUCCAACCAGAGCAGUCUGGGCUCAGACUCCAACUACCCAUCUAUCAGCAUGUCUGAUGUUGGAGACACUGAUGACACCAUCCAGCAGGUGGAGGAGAUGGGCAUAGAGAAGGCCGCCAUGGAUCUCAGCGUGUUCAUGAAGCUGCAGAAGCGAGUACGAGAGCUGGAGCAGGAGAGAAAGAGGCUGCAGACCAGCUUGGAGAAAGUAGACGAUCUGAACAAGCGCAAGAGUAAUGAGAGCAAUGGUUCAGACGAGGAUGUAAAUGCAGACCUGGCCUACAACAGCCUAAAGAGACAAGAGCUUGAGACUGAGAAUAAGAAGUUGAAGAACGACCUGAAUGAGCUGAGAAAAGCAGUGGCCGUCAACGCCUCAGAAAACAGCUCGCCCAACGAGCUUCAGGAAGGCUAUAGCGUGCUGCUGAAUCAACUCAAAGAGGCCAAUGAGGAGCUGGAAGUGCGCAAAGAGGAAGUUCUUAUGCUUAAGACCCAGAUUGUCAACACCACGAGACAGCUAGAGAACACUAAUCACAUUAAUUCUAAUGACGUAUCAGAAUAUACCAACAACAAGAACAAGAAGCCAGAGGACGUGGUGGAUGGCGAGUCCAAGAAUAAAGCACAAGACUGGGUGUUUUUGAAUGAAGAUGGGGAGCUUGGCCUGGCGUAUCAGGGUCUAAAGCAGGUUGCCAGGUUGCUGGAAGACCAGCUGAAGACGCAGUCUCGUAAACACAACGAUGAGCUGGAGGCUCUUCACACGCAGAUCGAAUUGAUGAGGAACGACUUGGAGAAGAAGCAGGAGAUGCUUAACAACUUCUCCACCCUCUCUCCCGAGGCUCUGGUGGAGUUUAGCAUACAACAGGAGCUCACGCGUCUCACCAAUGAAAACCUGGAUCUCAAGGAAAUUAAGGAGAAGCUGGAGAAGAACGAGAGGAAGCUGAAGAAACAGUUAGGGAUCUAUAUGAAGAAAGUAAAGGAGUUGGAAGUGAGUCAGACCACCAGAAGCAGGCCAGAACUAACCAGACAGGUCACCGUACAGAGGAAAGAGAAGGACUUUGAAGGCAUGCUGGAAUACUACAAAGAAGAUGAGGCAUUGCUGGUCAAGAGUCUGAUUACAGACAUGAAGCCCCAAUCUGUGUCGGCCACUGUCCCCUGCCUCCCUGCCUACAUCCUCUUCAUGUGCAUCCGUCACGCAGACUACAUCAACGACGACCAGAAAGUUCACUCACUCCUCACCUCAACCAUCAAUGCCAUCAAAAAGGUCCUGAAGAAAAACAACGAUGACUUUGAAAUGACCUCCUUCUGGUUGGCUAAUUCCAGUAGACUUCUUCACUGUCUGAAGCAGUAUAGCGGAGAUGAGGCAUUUAUGACUCAGAACACACCCAAGCAGAAUGAGCACUGCCUGAAAAACUUUGACCUUGCAGAGUAUCGGCAGGUACUGAGUGACCUUUCCAUUCAAAUCUAUCAGCAGCUCAUCAGAGUGGCAGAAGCAUUCCUGCAACCCAUGAUCGUAUCUGCCAUGCUUGAAAGUGAAAGCAUCCCGAGCCUGGCCGGGGUGAAGCCCAUGGGCUACAGGAACCGCUCCGCUAGUAUUGACUGUGAUAGCGGAGCUCCAGUGGGCUACACACUGCAGGCCCUGAAACGGCAGCUGGCACAGUUUCACACCACCAUGGCAGACCACGGCUUGGACCCUGAGAUCUGCCAGCAGGUUAUUCGCCAGCUCUUCUACUCCAUCAACGCUGUGAGCCUCAACAACUUGCUGUUGCGCAAGGAUGUCUGCUCCUGGAGUACAGGGAUGCAGCUCAGGUACAACAUCAGUCAGUUGGAGGAAUGGCUGAGGGAAAGGAAUCUGCAUCAGGGUGGAUCUGUUUCCACGUUGGAACCUCUGAUCCAGGCCGCUAAGCUGUUGCAGAUGAACAAGAAGACUUCUCAAGACGCAGAGGCCAUUUGCUCACUAUGUAACUCCCUUAGUUUACAGCAGAUUGUGAAGAUACUGAACUUGUACACACCACUCAAUGAGUUUGAAGAAAGAGUCACUGUGUCUUUUAUCAGAGACAUACAGAAUCGCCUCCAGGAUCGGGUAGACAACCACCAACUGCUGGUGGACACCAAGCACACUUUCCCAGUCCUCUUCCCCUUCACGCCAUCUGCACUCAGUUUGGAGACCGUACACAUCCCUGCAUCCCUCAACUUAGACUUCCUCACACGGGUUUGAGAUCUCAAUCUCUCUGUCUUACUCUGAGCUCGUACCCACGGCCUGCGGAAAGAGCAAAGGCCCAUCGCAGAUCUGCUAACACGCAAACUAACAUCACCAAAUGUGUGGCUGGGAUUUACAUUAUCAGCAUGUAAAAGACGGACAAUUUCCCUGACCGACUAACUAUGGUGUAGUGCUGUAGUUUCUGUGUGUGUUUGUUCAGUGUUGUGUGAUGUAAAUAAGCUGUCUGCCUUUUCUUUUUUGUAACAUUCAACCAGCUGUUUUUCCUGGGUUCUUGUCGUAUAAUAUGACCAACGAAAUACAAGCAAGGCUGUAGGCCGUUCAAAAAAAGUUUAAACACUAUAUAUAUAUAUGGAUCGGGAUGUGUUCAUCUUUCACUAAUUUGUAUGAUUACAUAAUUUUGAUCUGAAUUAAUAUAUGAGGGCUUUGGGCUACUGACAUAAAACACUAAUGCAGGAUUUAUGUGUCUGAACGCUGAUGUAUCUGUAUUAAUAAGCACUAUUUUUUUAUUGUAAUGGAAAAGUGUAUUUUAUCAUCCUUGCUUGUGCCGAAACACACACUUUCGUCUCAGAAACAUGGGCUCCCACUGUAAAACAGCACCAUUGUCCCAUUCACCUCCUGAUUUUUUCUUUCUCUAGGCGGACUAGAAUCCCAACCGGCUGCCAAGAUUCAUUCUCACAACCUCUAGCAAUUGAAAAAAGCAAUUCUCUGCAUUGCAGUAACUAGUCUGGAUCAGUCUGGCUCUGACUCUAUAUGCUUUUUUUACUGUGCCUAUGGUGACUCCUGUUCUGUUGGACAAUCAAAUGCAAAGACUUGGGGCCCUGGGCUAACAAAGCAGGGCCAAUCAGCUCUUCUGAUGGAUAUGGCAAGUUGAAGUGUGUGGAGCGGGAAGUAUGAAGGGAUAUUUAAUGUUCUGUCAAACACUUGUGGUUGUUGUUUUUAAGGGGAAUCUUGAAUGAGUGUUAAGAGAUAUGAUAUGUAAGCUGAGAGGACUUAUACAAAUGCAAAUCGGUCUCCAAACUCUUUUUAUAGAAACAUUUUACUUUGCACAGCUCUGUAAAUAAGUGUGCAAUGAAAUAGCAAUAAUCACAAGCACUGUUUACUUCCAAAACUAUAAGAAAAUAAUUUUUAUAUGAUGGAUUUUCCCCUUUUGUAUGUUGAGAAUCAGGAAUGCCAAUAGAGUGGCUUGUUCUGCAUGAACGGGUCAUGUCAAUUCAGGAGAGUUUUAUUUUAAAACAUUCAUGUAUCUUUCAGUUAAAUAAGGUUUCUGUGUUACCAGCCUAACGAAACUAUAACAUGGUUUCUAUGACUAGUAGCCUGUCAAAAUGUACAUCACUGUCAAUUUUACAUGUAUCACACAUCACUUUCUGAAUUGAUAUAGUUCUUGGUGCCAAUAAAGGACUGUGUAUUUUCA
Molecule: messenger RNA, 7378 nt
Organism: Misgurnus anguillicaudatus (oriental weatherfish)
Lineage: Eukaryota; Metazoa; Chordata; Actinopteri; Cypriniformes; Cobitidae
Gene: myo5b
Product: myosin VB
Biological process (GO): actin filament organization
Cellular component (GO): cytoplasm; myosin complex; actin cytoskeleton
Molecular function (GO): actin filament binding; ATP binding; microfilament motor activity
Source: RefSeq, a predicted model, not a curated record